AGCUCGUUUCUUCACUUUCCACCGCCACGCAUUUCUAUUUCUGACUUCACCGCCGCCCAACUCUGAUCUCCGAUCAUCUAUCGCCUGAAGUUUCUCAGUAUUUCCGAUUUAAUUGCUUUCUUAACCACUAUGGACGGCCAAGUUGGAGAUGGUAGUAUAUUGGUGCUUGUCGAGGAUGUUAUGGUACCAAUUAGUGUGGUAUACAAUGCAAUCAGUAUCUUGAAGAAAGAGGGAGUUGAGAAGUUGGACCCUAUGAUUGUUACUCAAGCUUCAACCCAGAGUCUGACAUCAGUGGAGUCUGCAUCUAGGGAUAUUGCUGCUCUCAUCUGUAGGUCCCUUGAGUUUCCUAGUGAUAAAAUGUGUGAGGACAUCUUGAGAGUGUUGAAGCCAGGUGGAACAGUCCUACUUAGCCUAAGUUCUCAAUCAGUCUCGAAGGCGAACUCCACCCACGAGCGCAAGUUAUUGUUGGCUGGAUUCUCUGAUGCUCAGUCAUCUGAAGCCGGCCACUCUAUCGUGAUAACAGCAAAGAAACCUUCAUGGAAAGUUGGUUCAUCCUUCUCUAUCAAGAAAGUCACGAAAAGUUUACCGAAAGUUCAGAUUGAUGAUGAUUCCGAUCUCAUCGAUGAGGAUAGCCUUCUCAGUGAAGAAGAUCUGAAGAAACCUCAAUUGCCAAAUGUUGGAGAUUGCGAAGUUGGAAAAACAAAGAAUGCAUGCAAAAAUUGUACUUGCGGACGUGCUGAAGCCGAGACUAAAGUGCAACUUGGGCCAACUGCUGAACAACUGAAUAAUCCUCAGUCUGCUUGUGGCAGUUGUGGUCUAGGUGAUGCUUUCCGUUGCAGUACAUGCCCUUAUAAGGGUCUUCCUCCAUUCAAACUUGGUGAAAAGGUAACGCUUUCUGGGAACUUUCUUGAUGCUGACAUCUAAUUCCGGAGGAUAAGAGUCGAUUGCAGGAACUGUUAUACUGAUGUCAAAGAUUUGUUUGUUUCUCUUUUGGUUGAUGUAAGAUGAGUGAAUACGUACUGCUGUCAAAGGGAGAGAGACAAAUAGUGUUCUGUGAACUGCUGUUAGAUCGCUCAGAGUUGUUUUAAUAAACAUGAUUUUACAUGACAGUAUGCAAAGGUUUGGAAAUGUACUUCACAAUCUCUUGAUCUGUUCUUUAAA
Molecule: messenger RNA, 1161 nt
Organism: Solanum dulcamara
Lineage: Eukaryota; Viridiplantae; Streptophyta; Magnoliopsida; Solanales; Solanaceae
Product: anamorsin homolog
Exons: 8
Coding region: 130-924 (264 amino acids)
Biological process (GO): iron-sulfur cluster assembly
Cellular component (GO): cytoplasm
Molecular function (GO): iron-sulfur cluster binding
Source: RefSeq, a predicted model, not a curated record